GGACCACAGACUGAGAGCAGAGUCUCCAGGGUCCAGCUGUCUGUCUCUGAAGAGUGACAUGUCCAUGAAUCAGCCUCUACUCUUCAGUAAUGAACCUGGACCCUCACACACAGAGGAGAGGAAGAGGAGUCAUGUUUCUGAGGAGGAGCAGUCGUCCUGCUGUGCUUCGUGUCAGGACGUCCUGAAGGAUCCAGUCUCCACCAGCUGUGGACACUGGUUCUGCAGACAGUGCAUCACCUCAUACUGGGACCAGUCUGGUUCUUCAGGAGACUCCUCCUGUCCCCAGUGUGGACAAAGAUCCAGAACAGGAGCUGGAGAUCGUGGUCUGCAGGAGGUUUUAGAUGAACAUCAGCUCAGUCUGAGGAAGAGAUGUGAACAUGUGACUGAAGGAAGUGAUGAAACAGGAAGUAGAACCCUCCUCAACAGGAUCUACACUGAGCUCUACAUCACAGAGGGACAGAGUGAAGAGGUUAAUACUCAACAUGAGGUGAGGCAGCUUGAGACGGCUUCCAAGAAGAAGAUCCUCCACGACACUCCCAUCAGGUGCCACGACAUCUUUAAAGCCUCCACUGACCAGCAGAGACGCAUCAGAGUCGUCCUGACCAACGGCGUCGCUGGCGUUGGAAAAACCUUCUCGGUGCAGAAGUUCACUCUGGACUGGGCAGAGGGUUUAGAAAACAAGGAUGUGGGUCUGCUGACUGUGCUUUCGUUCAGGGAGCUGAACCUGGUGAAGGACCAGCAGCACAGUCUCCUCACGCUGCUCCGUGUUUUCCAUCCAGCGUUACAGAAGCUCACGGCAGAGACGCUCGCUGUCUGUAAACCUUUGUUCAUCUUUGACGGCCUGGAUGAAAGCAGACCUUCUCUGGACUUCAACCACAGGAAGCUUGUGUCUGAGGUCACACAGAGGUCAUCAGUCAACGUGCUGCUGACAAACCUCAUCCGGGGGAAUCUGCUUCCCUCGGCUCUCGUCUGGAUAACCUCCAGACCUGCGGCGGCCAAUCAGAUCCCUCCUGCAUGUGUUGACAGGGUCACAGAAGUACGAGGCUUCAGUGACACCCAGAAGGAGGAUUACUUCAGGAGGAGAUUCAGUGAUGAAGAGCUGAGCAGCAGAAUCAUCUCACACAUCAAGACGUCCAGGAGCCUCCACAUCAUGUGUCAAAUCCCAGUCUUCUGCUGGAUCAGUGCUACAGUUCUGGAGCACAUGUUGACCACAGACCAGAGAGGAGAGCUGCCCAAGACCCUGACUGACCUGUACUCACACUUCCUGCUGGUUCAGACAAAGAGGAAGAACAACAAGUACGGUGAGGGACAUGAGACGAGUCCACAGCAGCUGACGGAGGCUGACAGGGACGUUCUCCUGAAGCUGGGGAGGCUGGCACUUAAACAUCUGGAGGAAGGAAACAUCAUGUUCUACCAAGAAGACCUGGAGCAGUGUGGUCUUAAUGUCACAGAGGCCUCGGUGUACUCAGGAGUUUGUACUGAGAUCUUCAGCAGAGAGUGUGUGAUCUUCCAGAAAUCAGUCUACUGCUUUGUUCAUCUGAGCGUUCAGGAGUUUCUGGCUGCAGUCUACAUGUUCCACUGUUACACCGAGAGGAACACAGAAGAACUCAAGAACUUCUUGGGAACAUAUGGGGACACAGACAGUAGAUUCUCCCUGGAUGACCUCCUGAAGAGAACCAUGGAGAAAUCCCUCACCAGUACAAAUGGUCAUCUGGACCUGUUUGUUCGCUUCCUUCACGGCCUCAGUCUGGAGUCCAACCAAAGAGUCUUAGGAGACCUGCUGGGUCGGAGAGAGAACAAUCCAGAGAUCAUCCAGAGAGUCAUCAACAACCUGAAGAAGAUGAAGAGUGAUUACAUUUCUCCUGACAGAAGCAUCAACAUCUUCCACUGUCUGACUGAGAUGAACGACCACUCAGUUCAUCAGCAGAUGAAACAGUUCCUGACGUCAGAGAACAGAUCAAAGGAGAAACUCUCUGAGAUCCACUGCUCAGCUCUGGCCUACAUGCUGCAGAUGUCAGAGGAGGUUCUGGAUGAGUUGGACCUGAAGAAGUUCAACACAUCAGACCAGGGUCGACUGAGACUGAUCCCAGCUGUGAGGAACUGCAGGAAGGCUCUUCUGAAUGAAGCUUGAACCAAAUCUGAAAGGAUUCUCUUGAGGAGUUUUUAACAAAGAGGGGAUUUACCAGGGUGAGGGUCACAUGAUCACGUUUUGUAUGAAUGUUGUGUUUUCUGAUUUAAU
Messenger RNA from Limanda limanda (common dab), 2239 nucleotides. Its product is annotated as NLR family CARD domain-containing protein 3-like. NCBI's taxonomy places the organism in Eukaryota, Metazoa, Chordata, Actinopteri, Pleuronectiformes, Pleuronectidae. The record is from RefSeq and is a predicted model, not a curated record. The transcript is spliced from 4 exons. Bases 59 to 2131 code for a protein of 690 amino acids.